Messenger RNA from Vespa velutina, 1460 nucleotides. RefSeq names its product ribonuclease H2 subunit C. Gene Ontology annotation, cellular component: ribonuclease H2 complex. Lineage: Eukaryota; Metazoa; Arthropoda; Insecta; Hymenoptera; Vespidae. The coding region runs from base 78 to 494 and encodes 138 amino acids. The record is from RefSeq and is a predicted model, not a curated record. The transcript is spliced from 3 exons. Gene Ontology annotation, biological process: RNA catabolic process.
AUAUUCAUAUUAUUUUUUCAAUGUCCGAUUCGACUCUUUUUCCCGCCUUUUUAUGAUGAAAAGAUAUAUCUUCAAGCAUGGCUGUACGAUUGCACGUUAACGAUGAUUUACACGAAGAAAAGGAAUCUGUUAUACAUUUAAUGCCUUGUAAAAUACAUGGCGAUGGACCAGCUAAUGUUUCAUCCUUUUUUCAACCAUACAUACGCAAAAUAGAUAAUGAAAAUUACAAUAUUUCAUUCCGUGGAUAUCCACUUCAAGGAAAAAAAAUCAAGAUUCCUAGUGAUUAUAAAGGUAUAAUCUUUUUUGAACAUAAGAAACCGGAUGCUGAAAAUAUGCAACGUAACUUGUAUUCGAACGGGAGCUUCUCAGAAUUUACAUAUUGGAAUUAUGACAAAAUACCAUCUAAAAAUGAUGCCUUAGCAGCAGCAUUAGAUUGGAUCGACAUAGCAGAGGCAAUACUGCAUAAUAGUAAUAUAAAAGCAAAACAAGGAUAACAAAAGCUGGUAUUCCAAAACCAGCAGUUCCUAAGAAAAAAAGUAUAGAUUGCAGCCAAUAAGGAAAUUGUGAAAAAGUAAAAAUUAACAAUGUCCAAACAGAUUCUAAGCCUCUGAAUGGCCCACAAGACUUUGAAGGCAUAAUUUCAGCUAUGGAAUAUCCAACUGGAAUUACAGCUAAAAUAAAAGAUAUUAAUAAAAUAAACAUAAAAAAUGAAUUGGAUUGACUUGCUCUGUAUACUUUACUUGAUGGUGUACAAUUCACUAAGCAAGCAAACUUUUUUAUAUAGAAUAAUAAAAAGGUACCGAUUACAGCUACCAUUGGCAAUAAAGGUGCAAAAAAACAACCAAGCCAACAAAUUGCUUGCGAAUAUACAAUGUCCAAUACAUGUUUGCUUAAGUCAAAUUCUUGCUCACCUACAAAUCGUAGUAUUUUAUUUUCUGUAUGACGUGCUAAAAGAGACCUAGGGAAAUUAAUGAAAAAUGUCAUAAAGAAUUGUACAAAGAAAUCUGUGGUGUACAAUUUAAAGAAUUGUUGACCAACAAAUGUCUCCCAGCAAAGUAGUUCUCUGAUUUCAUUAUUUGUACAUUCUGUAUCAGACACUCUAAGUGAUACGAUUUUGUAAAAAGAUGUUAACAAUACGAUCAAAGAAGAAAGCCUUAAAAAAAUAGUACGAAAUAAUGUUAUACGUAUAACAAGCAAUGGACUAUAAUUUUCCAAGGCUAUUAAAUAUCGAAAUAAAAAUGGAACUGCAAUAUUGAGAGCAACAAUGCAAAUAUAUGGAAGAAAUUCAAAAAAUAAAUGCACAAUCUCAUGAAGAGGAGUGUAUCUAAUAUCGUUAUGUUGUCCUUCUUCCGAAUACAACGUAACUUGAUCGAAAGAAAAUUCUAUUAUGUAAUAAAUAAAUGUACCACAGCCACUUAAUAUUAAUAAAACUAAUAUAUUAACUACAAAACGUAAGGCAA